AUGGUCGACACAGAAAUGCCGUUUUGGCCCAUUAAUUUUGGAAUUAGCCCAGUGGAUCUGUCUGCCAUGGAAGAUCACUCUCAUUCCUUCGACAUAAAGCCCUUUACCACUGUUGAUUUUUCUAGUAUUUCUUCACCACACUAUGAAGAUAUUCCUCUUGCAAGAACUGACCAGACAGCCAUUGAUUACAAAUAUGAUAUCAAGCUCCAGGAAUGCCAAAGUGCAAUCAAAAUGGAGCCUCCUUCCCCACCUUAUUUUUCAGAAAAAGUUCAGUUGUACAAUAAACCUCCUGAAGAGACCUCCAAUUCUCUCAUGGCUAUAGAAUGCAGAGUAUGUGGGGACAAGGCUUCUGGAUUUCAUUAUGGCGUGCAUGCAUGCGAAGGUUGUAAGGGUUUCUUUCGAAGAACAAUCAGGUUAAAGCUAAUCUAUGACAGAUGUGAUCUGAAUUGUCGCAUUCAUAAGAAAAGCAGGAAUAAAUGUCAGUAUUGCAGAUUUCAGAAAUGCCUUGCAGUUGGCAUGUCACAUAAUGCUAUCAGGUUUGGGCGAAUGCCACAAGCUGAGAAGGAGAAGCUCCUGGCAGAGAUUUCCAGCGACAUCGACCAGUUAAACCCAGAGUCUGCUGAUCUUCGAGCCCUUGCCAAGAACUUGUAUGACUCAUACAUAAAGUCCUUCCCUCUGACCAAAGCCAAGGCGCGGGCGAUCUUGACAGGAAAAACGACAGACAAAUCACCAUUCGUUAUUUACGACAUGAACUCCUUAAUGAUGGGUGAAGAUCAGAUCAAUUGCAAACAUGUGACACCCCUGCAGGAGCAGAACAAAGAGGUGGCAAUUCGCAUCUUCCAGCGGUGUCAGUUUCGCUCAGUGGAGGCAGUGCAGGAGAUCACAGAAUUUGCCAAAAGCAUUCCAGGUUUUGUGAACCUUGACCUGAAUGACCAAGUAACUCUCCUGAAAUACGGUGUCCACGAGAUCAUAUAUACAUUGCUGGCCUCACUGAUGAAUAAAGAUGGAGUUCUCAUAUCCAAUGGACAAGGAUUCAUGACGCGGGAGUUUCUGAAGAGCCUGAGAAAACCUUUUUGUGACUUUAUGGAGCCCAAAUUUGAGUUUGCUGUGAAGUUCAAUGCACUGGAACUAGAUGAUAGUGACCUGGCAAUAUUUAUAGCUGUCAUUAUACUCAGUGGAGAUCGCCCCGGUUUGUUGAAUGUGAAGCCCAUUGAAGAUAUACAAGACAAUUUGCUGCAAGCUUUGGAGCUCCAACUAAAGCUGAAUCACCCAGAAUCAUCACAGCUGUUUGCAAAGUUGCUUCAGAAAAUGACGGACCUCAGACAGAUUGUAACAGAACAUGUGCAGCUGUUGCAAAUAAUAAAGAAAACGGAGACAGAUAUGAGUCUUCAUCCACUCCUACAAGAAAUCUACAAAGACUUGUAUUAA
Molecule: messenger RNA, 1428 nt
Organism: Emys orbicularis (European pond turtle)
Lineage: Eukaryota; Metazoa; Chordata; Testudines; Emydidae
Gene: PPARG
Product: peroxisome proliferator activated receptor gamma
Exons: 6
Coding region: 1-1428 (475 amino acids)
Biological process (GO): negative regulation of transcription by RNA polymerase II; hormone-mediated signaling pathway; cell differentiation
Cellular component (GO): nucleus
Molecular function (GO): RNA polymerase II cis-regulatory region sequence-specific DNA binding; zinc ion binding; DNA-binding transcription repressor activity, RNA polymerase II-specific
Source: RefSeq, a predicted model, not a curated record